Molecule: messenger RNA, 1141 nt
Organism: Phalaenopsis equestris
Lineage: Eukaryota; Viridiplantae; Streptophyta; Magnoliopsida; Asparagales; Orchidaceae
Exons: 2
Coding region: 414-1007 (197 amino acids)
Source: RefSeq, a predicted model, not a curated record
GAUCCAGGUCAGAUGGCGGAGAGAGCGAUACUUUUCUCGAGAGAGUGAGGGAGGGAGAGCGGCGGAGCGCGAAAGGGAGUUGGAGCGGCAUCGAGCACAGCUGACGGCCGCCGAAGGUUAUGGCCGGUCUAGAAUCUCCGCCAACGAAUCUUGAGAGGCGGCCGUGUAAGUCCUAACAGGAAAAGGAGACCUUCACUUACAGUUAGAGAACAGAAAAGGAUAUUUUACACUUCUGACUGCAUUGGAGCUUAUUUCAAAACUAAGGAACAUCAUCAUGCUAAACGGUAUGAGGAGAUUGUGUGGCACUGUUUAAAUUAGGCUUUCUCUGCUAAAGAAGCACUCAUGAUAUUUCUGAUAAGAUUUUAAUAUAUCAUUGUAUAUUAUUGAGGCCAAAUGCAAAGUUUCAUUAACUGAUGGGCUUCUGGACAAAGUUGAAAAGAUGCCAUUUUCUUACAACAUUGUUUGCUUUGCUGUGCCUAUUCGUCCCUGUUUUCUGCAUCCUGGUUUUACUAAGCUCAGGUCUUCCAGAGGUAGCUCCAAAUUCUCAUAGGGGACUAUCGACGUCAGAAAGAACAAUGGAAGGCGAAAGUACCAUAGGUGAGCUUGGCCUCAUGAUGAUCAAAAUGUUGCCUGAAAAUCUACCUUUCACCGUCUUCGUUCCGUCGGAUAAGGCAUUCAAUCAUGUCCUGAAAUUACAAUCGAAUAACAGUCUGAUGACUGAUAAAAUGAAUGAUACCUUUGCUAUUCUCUCUAGAAUAAUGGGUUUCUGUACAGUUCCUAAGCACAUUUAUUCAGAAUCUGUGCCUGUCCUGAAGGAGUUAAAUCUGGAUUCAGUGUCUGGAUUUAGAAUUUAUAUUCUUAAGAUGUCUGAUGGAACACUGUUAGCUAACAAUAUUCGGUCGGAGCAGGUUGAUCUUAAAAAGGGCGAGAUCAUCGUGCAUGUGAUGGAAGGGGUGAUCAUGGAUGCAGAGUUCGAGCAGUCCUUCAUUUCUGAUCAUGAGGAAUAACAUAGAAGUUUUGGAGCUUGCCUCCUCAUUAAUGGCAAUAUGUUGCUAACAAGCGAAAAACUUGCUUGUUGUGGAUUCAUGAAAAUUCUUGUACAGCAUCAUAUUUUCAUAGAGCGUACUGCCUUUUUGCUAAA